AUGGGACCGGCGGGUCUCGCUGCCGCAGCGCGUCUCAAGGGCACUGGUAUUCAGUUCACUAUCCUCGACAGCGGCAAGGCCGUGCAGGACCGUGAUAGAUACCUGCCGGAGGACGCCACUCGUGGACACGGCGGUGCCGGCCUCUUCUCUGACGGAAAGUUCUCCUUCUUUCCCUCCGCAUCGGAGCUGUGGUCCCUGCCGCGCGACAGCGACCUGCGCGAGGCGUACGAUUGGACGUGCAACGUCCUGAACCAGGCGGGUCUGGAAACACCCUCCUUCCCCAGCAACCCCGACGCCUACUCGGUGGCGGGCAUGGUGGAGAGCGAGCAGUGGAAGCUAAAGGACUACCCCUCGGACUAUCUGUCGCUCGAUGCGCGUCUCAAGCUCGUACACGAGAUGGUCAGCGAUAUCGGCGGUGCAGUCAUGAACGAGUGCACCGUUCGGGACGCCACGUACGAUGCCGCCACGGACUCUUUCAGCAUCGAGGUGGAGGACCGUUCCACGGGCAAGGUCUCGCGCCUUGGCGCGAACCGCCUUCUCAUCACCACCGGCCGCUUCGGGCCCCUUGAGGGCAGCCUGCGCCGUAUGACGAGACACCACCAGUUCCACCGCCUCGAAGUUGGCUUUCGCAUCCAGCAGCGUAGCGACCGGGCAUUCUUCCGUGAUAUGCCCCAGCUCGACCCAAAGUUGCGUGUUCGGGAGAGUGACGGCAGCGUCGAGUGGCGCACCUUUUGCGUCUGCCGUGAGGGCGAGACCUGUCUGACUGAGACCAAUGGACUAUGGACUGUCUCCGGUCGUUCUGACUGCCCGCCCACCGGUCGGUCCAACUCAGGAUUCAACACGCGCAUCCUGGACCAGGAGCUGGCCCGCAAGUCGCUCGACCACGUCCUCAGUGCCAUGGAGCGGCCCGAGGCGCACUUUCAGCUCUCGGCGCAGGGCCUUCUGCGCGGCGAUACCGAGGCAGUAGCGACCAUGGAAGGGAUCUACGGCCCGGAGCUGGUUGGCAAGAUGACAGAGGGUCUUCGGCGCCUAUCAGAGACGUACGAUGAUCUGGGAGGCGAUGAGGAGGCCACAUUGAUCGGGCCCACCCUCGAGGGCAUCGGGUGGUACCCCAAGGUCGACAGCAACCUCCGCCUGCUCGAUGCUCCCGCCUGGGUAGCGGGAGAUGCCUGCGGCCUGUUCCGCGGCAUUGUCGCCGCCAUGAUCAGCGGGCACUAUGCCGCCUCUUCGGUAAUCGACGAGCUUGUGCAGGGCGUACAGGCACAACUCGUAGCUCUCACCGAUCAAACCUCUGUCGAGGUUGUGGCAUCUGCCACGCAAUGCCUCAAGCAGCAGCCAGCGAUCGAGUGUGAUAGGCCUUGUUGCUCAGUAGCAGGUAUUUAG
Molecule: messenger RNA, 1383 nt
Organism: Colletotrichum navitas
Lineage: Eukaryota; Fungi; Ascomycota; Sordariomycetes; Glomerellales; Glomerellaceae
Exons: 1
Coding region: 1-1383 (460 amino acids)
Source: RefSeq, a predicted model, not a curated record